Paramecium tetraurelia is the source of this 1434-nucleotide messenger RNA. RefSeq lists its product as uncharacterized. Gene Ontology annotation, molecular function: ATP binding; protein serine/threonine kinase activity. Gene Ontology annotation, cellular component: cytoplasm; nucleus. The record is from RefSeq and is a predicted model, not a curated record. Gene Ontology annotation, biological process: endocytosis; signal transduction; peptidyl-serine phosphorylation. The transcript has 4 exons. Lineage: Eukaryota; Ciliophora; Oligohymenophorea; Peniculida; Parameciidae.
AUGAAAUCUCUGAGAAUAAAUAAUCAAUAUAUAUUAUCAAGAAAAAUUGCAUCAGGGGCAUUUGGAUUUGUGAUGCUUGGUUUUGAUCAAAAAACAGGAUAAUAAGUGGCAAUCAAAAUUGAAAAACCAGAAAAUUAACAUAUCAGAUCUAUUGAAAAAGAAGUAGACAUAAUUCAGAAAUUAGAAGGGGUUUCGGGAGUGCCGAAAUUGCUUUACUCUGGCAAAGAGGAUGACUUUAAUGUUUUGGUUUUGCAACUACUUUCUAAAGAUCUAUCCACUUUGAUAAAACAAUAAAAGAAAUUUAGCCUCAAAACUAUUUUAUAGAUUGGGAUUAAAUUAGUUGAGAUUUUGGAGGAUAUUCAUUAAAAAGGGGUACUACAUAGAGAUUUGAAACCAGAAAAUAUUAUGAUUGAUGAAAAAAACAAGUUUUACAUUAUAGACUAUGGUAUAAGUAAGACCUUUCUACGUAAAAAUGGAGCUCAUUUGUAAAAUGAUAAUAUAAUUAGACCUUUCAAAGACAGAUAACCCUUUAUUGGAACCUCUCGAUAUGCUUCGAUAGCAGCUCAUAAAGGGAACGAGUUGGGAAGAAAGGACGAUUUAGAAUCUCUAAUUUACAUCUUGUUGUACUUUUAUUUAGGUAAAUUGCCAUGGCAAAACAUCAAGCAUGUUCCAAGCGACUAAAAGAUACAAAAAGUUGGUGAUAUUAAAUAAAAACAGACUACUGAUUUAUUUAGGAAUUUACCUGAAGAACUAAGAAAAACAUACGAAUAUUUACGUAAGCUUACAUAUGUCACAUAGCCAGAUUAUAAAUCAAUAAUUAUAUUAUUUUAGUAAGCUGCUAAAAAUGCGAAGAUUACAAUUGAUUCAAUAUAUGAUUGGGAUAUCCAAAACACUGCUUAGACAGAAAUCUAUUCUCAUUAUGGAACAAUAUAAUUUGAUGAUAGUGUCUAAAUAGAUAAAUAUCAAUCUAAUUAAUUAAUCAACAUUAAAUAAUAAAAUAAUAAUUAAAACAAAAGAAAAACUGUUUGUCCAUCCCUAAUUAAAGAGACUAAUAAUUAAAAUCUCUAUUAAUUUGGAAGAGAUUAAAGUGGGCAAAGUAGUCCGAUGGUUAAUUUACAUGGUAUCAAUCAAUUAUCAAGAGACGAGAUAAGUGAAGAUACUGAAUACAUAAUUCCAGAAGAAUUGUAGUAAAAUCAAAAUUUAAGGGUCAGAACAUUACCAGAUUAUUUGAAGAAGCCAAAAAUGAAAUAAAACCCUAUUCAAACCUUAAUUUUUGAUGAAGAUUGGCUAAUGGACUCAGACAACCAUUUGAUGGAUAAUUAUAAGAAAUUAUAAUCUUUGAGCAAUCAAAUUACUACUAUUUUUCAUAAUAAAUAAAAGUGAUCAAUCAUUAAUUUUAUUUUAGGGAUAUUUAUAUAAAUUUAGCUAUUUAAA